Rana temporaria (common frog) is the source of this 829-nucleotide messenger RNA. RefSeq names its product ER membrane protein complex subunit 6 (gene EMC6). Gene Ontology annotation, cellular component: endoplasmic reticulum; membrane; EMC complex. The coding region runs from base 184 to 516 and encodes 110 amino acids. Gene Ontology annotation, biological process: autophagosome assembly; protein folding in endoplasmic reticulum. The transcript is spliced from 2 exons. Lineage: Eukaryota; Metazoa; Chordata; Amphibia; Anura; Ranidae. The record is from RefSeq and is a predicted model, not a curated record.
GGGUUCUCUUCCGCCAUACUAAUAGAGGUGAAAGGUUACUUCCUGUCUGUAGUCAAGAUGGCAGCGGUCUCCCUGUAGGAUCCGGCCGGUGGUCUCGGAUAAGAAGAAGGAUUGGGGCUGCCGGGUUGUCAGCGGGAAAGAGUCCUUCAUAGAGCUGUACCAGGAAUCCAUAUACUUGCAGCAAUGGCCGCCAUAGUAAUGAAGAGAGAAGGACCACAGUUCAUCAGUGAAUCUGCAGUUCGAGGGAACGCCGCUGUCCUAGAUUACUGCAGGACAUCCGUCUCGGCCCUGUCUGGGGCCACAGCUGGGAUCCUUGGAUUGACGGCCUUGUACGGUUUCGUUUUUUAUUUCCUUGCCUCGUUCCUUCUCUCCCUGCUCCUGGUAUUAAAGUCCGGACGACGAUGGAAUAAAUAUUUCAAAUCACGGAGGCCGCUGCUCACUGGCGGGCUUGUUGGCGGCUUGUUUACCUACGUCCUGUUCUGGACCUUCCUGUAUGGCAUGGUGCAUGUAUACUGAGAUACCGCCUUCCACAAACACUCUUUUUUUAAUGGAAAUCGUGGACUCCCGCCCAAUGAUUCAUCAACUAGUCAGGUUUAGUUUUUAAAUUAAUAAAGUUAUUGCUUGGCUCAUAGUAACUUAAAAAUAAUGUUUUCCUUAAUUAAACCCUUCCAUAUCCCUUGUAUUUUGUUAAAGUGUAAAUGAUUCACAAGAAUACUAUAAAUGAAAGUCUAUGAAACAUGCAGUAGUUUGUUUAUCAGAACACAGACUUUUAUUCUUACUUCAUUGCCAUUCUCCUCAUUGCUGAGUAAAAGAAAUAUGCUGCUAUUUA